AUGGCCACAGAACAACAGCUUCAAGUCGUCGCGGAGCUCGAGAUGGAAAUGAUGUCUGAUAUGUAUCGUCGGAUGACUAAUGCAUGCCAAGACAAAUGCAUCGCCAAAACUUUCAGAGAAGGAGAAUUAACUAAGGGAGAAGCUGUAUGUUUGGAUAGGUGUGUUGCCAAGUACUUAGAUGUUCAUGAGAAGCUUGGAAAACGGUUAACGAACAUGUCUCAAAGCGAUGAAGCUGCUCUUCAAAAAAUAAAUCAAAGUUAA
Molecule: messenger RNA, 261 nt
Organism: Auanema sp. JU1783
Lineage: Eukaryota; Metazoa; Nematoda; Chromadorea; Rhabditida; Rhabditidae
Source: the annotation of a GenBank genome assembly